Oppia nitens is the source of this 1338-nucleotide messenger RNA. It is a transcript of the gene Rab40, whose product is annotated as ras-related protein Rab-40C-like. The record is from RefSeq and is a predicted model, not a curated record. Lineage: Eukaryota; Metazoa; Arthropoda; Arachnida; Sarcoptiformes; Oppiidae. Gene Ontology annotation, biological process: intracellular signal transduction; protein localization to plasma membrane. Gene Ontology annotation, cellular component: endosome; synaptic vesicle; plasma membrane. Gene Ontology annotation, molecular function: GTP binding; GTPase activity. The coding region runs from base 229 to 1263 and encodes 344 amino acids. The transcript is spliced from 4 exons.
UAUAUAUCGUGUCCACACAUUUGAUGCCAACAAAAAAAUUAAUUUAGUUUUGACUAAAACUAAUGUAAUCAUCAAAAUAAUUGCCAAAAAAUUAUUAUUAUUGUGUCCACUGUUGUUGUUGUUGCGCGGGGGGUAUUGACCAUCGAUGAUGAUAAUAACAAUAAUAAUAAUAAGUGACAUCAUCACCAUCAACAACAGCAACAUAUGAUCCGUUAAUACCUAAAAACAAUGGACAACUCGUUUGGAAGUACCACUUCUUCGUCAUCGACAGCGACAACCGAUGCAUUGCUAAUGUCGUUGAUGUCGGCGGCCAAGAGUUACGAUUAUGUAUUGAAGUUUUUAUUGGUCGGCGAUUCGGAUGUCGGCAAAGACGAAAUACUGAACAACUUGGACGAAGACAAUUCGCCGCUGUCGUCGACCAGCGAACCGUCGUUUGGCCGAAAUCCGGGUGUCGGCUAUAAGACAACCAAUAUAUUGCUGGACGGCCGACGUAUUCGCUUACAGGUUUGGGACACGUCUGGUCAGGGAAGGUUUGAAACGAUAUUCCGGUCCUAUUCGAGAGGAGCUCAAGGAGUCAUAUUGGUAUACGAUAUAACCAAUCGGUGGUCGUUUUCGGGUCUCAAUCGUUGGCUCAAUCAAAUUGAAGAGCACAUUCCAGGAGUGCCUAAAAUCUUAGUCGGAAAUCGGCUUCAUUUGGCAUUUAAACGACAGGUCAGCGAAUAUACGGCUCAAACCUAUGCCAACAAACAUAAUAUGACAUUCUUCGAGAUUAGUCCGCUCUGUAAUUACAAUAUUAGAGAGACCUGUGCUCAGUUAUCUCGAAUGGCUCUUCAGCGGAACGGUAUGGAGAAUAUAAUGAAAAUGAAUACCGUUCCAUCACUGCAAGAACUCUGUUGUCGGGCAAUUGUCACCCGAACGACAACCUAUAGUAUUGAACGACUGCCGCUACCGAAAUCAUUGAAAUCAUGUCUGGUAUCGUUCUCAUCGGUGGACAACAGAAUAUGGAUACCAUCGCGACAUCAGUAUAUGUCGCCAAAAGAAAAGAAAACCAUUGCCAAGAAGGCUAAAGCCUUUUUCUCGUGCGAUAACCUAACAAAAGCAUUGUCCACGACAUCCAUUGCGUACAAUACUACUGCAUCCAUUGCUCAUCCGUCGACGUCCACUAAUAAUCGGUCAUUUAGUGGACGACCCGCUGCCGCUCAUCACCACCGAUCAGAUCAUCACCGCAACAACAACAGCAACAAGCACUGCACCAUUUCCUAGUCCUUCACCACCAUUGAUAUCGUAACAAAUAUUUUACUCAAACUUUUUUUUAAAAAAACCGAAACAAAACUUUUU